AAGAGAAAAAUGGCAGCUCACAGGUGCAGCUACUCGGCCGUGUUGUUGAUUAUUUGUAGUUUGUCAGUGUUUACUGUAGCAGACAGUCAAGACACGAAUCCAAAUGGUGAUCGCCACGGCACUCUGAUCGAUAACCCACAAACAGCCACCGAAACAGCGGGAGAAACAGCCGAGCAGCCUGCAGUGGAGGAGAGGCGCUGGGUAGCAACUAAGGUGGAUGGGAAGCCUGCGGAUGAUGCUGCUAACGGCGAACAGCCUUCUGAAACCGUGGUCCCCUCAUCGGUACCACUGCCCAAAGAUGAUUUUCAAGAGGAGCUGGUCAUCAGACCGCUGCACUCAGGAGACAUUUAUGCCAGCUUCCAGUUCCGCACCCUGUGGGAGACUGAUUUCAUGAAAGGAAACAAAGUGUCCCACUACCGCCUGUUUCCCAAGUCUCUGGGCCAGGUCAUCUCCAAGUUCUCAGUGCGAGAGCUGCACAUCUCCUUCACGCAGGGCUACUGGAGGACCAUGCAGUGGGGGCAGCCCUUUCAGCCAGCCCCUCCUGGGGCUGAACUCUGGGUGUGGUUCCAGGACUCUGUGACAGAUGUGGACGGCACGUGGAAGGAGCUGACCAAUGUUCUGUCGGGUAUCUUCUGCGCUUCUCUGAACUUCAUUGACUCCACCAACACAGUUCAGCCCAGUGCGUCCUUCAAACCGCUGGGUAUAAGCAACGUGACGGACCACCGCUUCCUUCGCUAUGCCACCCUCCCACGAGAGAUUGUUUGCACUGAGAAUUUGACGCCCUGGAAGAAACUCUUGCCAUGUGGAUCCAAGGCUGGUCUCGCCGUCCUGUUGAAGUCAGAGAAACUCUUCCACAGCAGUUUUCAUUCCCAGGCAGUGCACAUCAGACCCGUGUGUCAGGACUGGGAGUGCAAAACCUCGUCCUGGGAGCUGAGGCAGACGCUGAAUGUGGUCUUCGAUCUGCACACCUCUGCACAGAGCAAACGAGAGUGGUCUCUGUUUAAGAUGUUCGCUCGGACCCUGACAGAAGCUUGUCCACUGGCCUCCUCCAGUAAAAUCUACAUCGAUGUCACAGACAACCCUCAGGGGGAGCAGUUUGAGGUGACCCCGGCCAGUCCCCUGCUGAGCCAGGCAGUGGUGCUGGGCGACAGACGAACCUUCUCAGUCUACGAUCUGACCCAGCAAGUCACCUUUGGCACCGUGCGCUCCCUCAACCUGCUGAUCCGCUGGAAGUCCAGUGAGGGUGACACGCUGCGUCCCCUGCUCCACGCCGAGCGUUACGUGGCUGGUUACGGGCUGCAGACAGGAGAGAUCCACACGCUGAUGUACAACAACCACCCCUACAGGUCUUUCCCCGUCCUGCUGCUGGACUCGGUGCCUUGGUAUCUUCGCCUCUACAUUCACACCCUCACCGUCACCAGCAAGGGAAAGGACAACAAGCCCAGCUACAUCCACUACCAGCCGUCUAAGGACCGUGUGAGGCCCCACCUGCUGGAGAUGCUGGUCCAGCUUCCUCCCAACUCCGUCACAGAGGUCACAGUGCAGUUUGAGAGGGCUCUGCUCAAGUGGACUGAAUACACUCCUGAUCCCAACCACGGCUUCUACGUUGGGUCCUCGGUAAUCAGCUCGCUCGUACCAAGCAUUGUCGCCAUGGAUACAAAUAGCACCCGGGAACGUCCACUCUUCAGCAGCUUUUUUCCGUGUAAAGAGGAGUCCAGCUACUUCGUGCGCGUCUACACGGAGCCUCUGCUGGUCAACCUGCCAACUCCAGACUUCAGCAUGCCCUAUAAUGUCAUCUGCCUGACCUGCACCGUGGUGGCCGUGGGCUACGGCUCCCUCUACAACCUGCUGACCCGGAGUUUCCAGAUAGAAGAGCCCAGCCCGGGAUUGGCCAAGCGGAUAGCCAACAUCAUCCGCAAGAUGAGGGGCGUGCCGCCGCUCUGAGGCUGGGCACACAGCUGACUCUGCUUUUAGACAGGAAGUUUUCUUUUUGGUAAAACCACUGGUAAACAUGAUAUUCAGGGAGGAACGGGGGAGGAGUCGAGCACUGGUGUGAAUGUUUUUAAAACAUUUUGUAUUUUGGUUUGUAUUCAGGGUGAUAUUUUCCUGCAGCCUAAGGACAAUGUGAACCAAAGCUGUGCAGCGUACUGCAGCGGCAGCUGCAUCAGAUUGUUUUUGUUUUGUGGAUGUUUGAAGCCAUAACUCCAGUGCAUCAUAAUAUAGCCACAAUAUAUCUGAGGCGUUUUGUUGCUGUGAUGACACUUUGGUACAAUUCUGCUUCCACAAAUAUGAGACUGAUGGCCUCACACAACAUUACGAAGCCUCAGAGCUCAGAUGGAAAAAGGAUGGACGGACCUGUUGAUCAUUAUCUCCCUGCUCGGAAAGAUGAACUAACUCAGCCAGAGUGUCACAGUUCCUCUAACCUCACUUAAUGCCAAGAUAUCAAAUAGCUCUAAAAUACAGAGGUUCCCUCGUCCGAAGUCUAACUGUGGAACAUCCACAAGCAUGUCCUCUGCAUUAAAAGGUUCCUGUUUCAUUUGUAUUAUCUGACAGGUGUUUUAUAAAAGUUUUAAUAUAUGAGAAAACAACAGCCCACAAAAAUACUGAAAAGGUACCAAAACCACAGACAUGAGCAGUAAGAUCACAUGUCUGCAUGUCCCUCUUACAGAAUGUUUAUUUUGCACUCAUUGGUUGUCGGAUGCAUGCUUGAAUGUUAUGGAGAUUGUCUGGAGGUCUCUUCAUAAUUACUUGCCUUUAGUCAGUCAGGUUCUUCACUCACUCACUCAUCAGUUUGAUGCAGUUUCAGCUGGUCUUACAGCCAACAGGAGUCUUUCAUUAUGGAAAUGAUGGAAAAUACUACCAUACAAGGGCAACACUACCCUCUGUCAUGCAUGUCAGCCUAGAAGUGCAUUCUGCUUCUCUUGCUGUGAAAAAGUGUGCAGAAUGUGAAUGUUUGAAGCGAGUGUGUGUGUGUGUGUGAGUGUGCGGCAAAACAGAAAAUGUCCUUUACUGCCUUUUCAAUAAACUGCUA
Chelmon rostratus (copperband butterflyfish) is the source of this 3031-nucleotide messenger RNA. It is a transcript of the gene pigt, whose product is annotated as phosphatidylinositol glycan anchor biosynthesis, class T. Bases 10 to 1944 code for a protein of 644 amino acids. Gene Ontology annotation, biological process: attachment of GPI anchor to protein. The transcript is spliced from 11 exons. Gene Ontology annotation, cellular component: GPI-anchor transamidase complex. The record is from RefSeq and is a predicted model, not a curated record. Lineage: Eukaryota; Metazoa; Chordata; Actinopteri; Chaetodontiformes; Chaetodontidae.